CGUAAAUCACAGAGCGCGCGGCAAGUGGCCAGCGAUGCCUCCUGCACUCGCGACGGGCGCGCAACCGAGCCUGUAGUUAUCAGCUCGUUCGCGCCCCGCGCUCCCGUGAUCUGCCGCGUCGUCCUCCGCUGCUCCAUAUAAAAGCGCAAGCUCCAAAACCCAACCGAGAGUAGACUCGCAAGUCGCCAAGGCAAGUCACGCACGCGUUUCUUGGUGAGGAGUCGGGCUAAUUAGUUCACCGGAGCGUAGUAGGCGCUAGGCAAGGCAUGUCGUGGUCGGAGACGGACGCCGCGCUGUUCGCGGCGGUGCUGGGGCGGGACGCGGCGCACCACCUGGCCACCACGCCGCCGCACCUCGACGGGCCUGCGGCGUCGGCGGCGGCUCCCGAGCUCCAGGCGCGCCUGCACGACCUCGUCGAGCGGGGCGGCGUGUGGACGUACGGCAUCUUCUGGCAGGAGUCCCGCAACGGCGCCGGCGGCCGCGCCGUGCUUGGCUGGGGCGACGGGCACUGCCGCGACGGUGGGGCCCCGCUCGACGACGCCGCCGUCGCUGGGGAAGCCGACGCGGCGGAGAGGAGUGUGGCCCGGAAGCGCGUGCUUCUGCGGCUGCACGCGCUCUACGGCGGCGGGGACGACGAUGGCGCUGACUACGCGCUCCGGCUGGACCGGGUCACCGGCUCCGAGAUGUACUUCCUGGCGUCCAUGUACUUCUCGUUCCCGGAGGGCGCGGGCGGGCCUGGCCACGCGCUGUCCUCAGGACGCCACGGCUGGGCCACCGUGGACUCCCACCCGCUCGCCGCAGCGCCCGGAUGGUACGUCCGUGCGUCUCUGGCACGGUCCGCGGGCCUCCGCACCGUCGUCUUCCUCCCGUGUAAGGGCGGCGUUCUCGAGCUCGGUUCCGUCGCGGUCAUCUCCGAGACCCCCGAAGCCCUGAGCGCCAUCAAAUCCACCUUCGCCGUUCAUCCCGCAGCGCCUGAGGAAUGCAUGAGAAUCUUCGGUAAGGACCUGUCGCCCGGCAGACAAAGUGCGCCUGCGCAGACAACCGGACGCAACAUCAAUUGGACGCCAGUUCAAGCCACGCCGUCCGCCCCAGUCAAAAACGAGAUGGCCAAACGGAAGCCUUUGGAGCCACCCAAGAGCAUAGACUUCACCAAACCGGCAGCGCAUGGCCAGGCGGUUGGCGAGGAGCGGAGGCCGCGGAAGCGUGGACGGAAGCCGGCGAACGGGCGGGAGGAGCCACUGAACCACGUAGAGGCGGAGCGGCAGCGGCGGGAGAAGCUGAACCAGCGGUUCUACGCCCUGCGCGCGGUGGUCCCCAAGAUCUCCAAGAUGGACAAGGCGUCUCUGCUCAGCGAUGCCAUCGCGUACAUCCAGGAGCUGGAGGAACGGCUCCGUGGCGGCGGCACGGCGGGGCCGGCGCGGGCCGAGAGCCCGGCUGUCGAGGUCAAGGCAAUGCAGGAGGAGGUGGUGCUGCGCGUGACCACGCCCCUGUACGCGCACCCCGUCUCCGGGGUCUUCCACGCCAUCAGGAACGCCGAGCUCAACGUUGCGGCGUCGGACGUGGCGGUGGCGGACGAUGCCGUCACGCACACGCUUGUGCUGCGGUCGGCCGGGCCCGAGCGACUGACGGCGGAGACGGUGCUGGCCGCGAUGUCACGGGGGAUGACCAGCGCCACCCCCUCCCCGUGACUGUGUAUCUGCAAGUCAUAACAGUACUCACCCCGUGCGUGCAACUGCCAACUGUUAGUGCAAGCUAGUUUUCCCUUGUGACUUCAUGCCACUUGGUACCAAAAAAAUCGAAAAAGAUACAAUGGCCAAUGAGAGGGAAGAUUAAUUUUACUACUCAUUUUCCUAGCUUAUUAUUAUGUGCUUAAAUGAGAUGUAUGUACAUAAAUUAAGCCGGAGUUUGCUGUUCGAACUUGCUA
Messenger RNA from Phragmites australis (common reed), 1924 nucleotides. RefSeq names its product transcription factor MTB1-like. NCBI's taxonomy places the organism in Eukaryota, Viridiplantae, Streptophyta, Magnoliopsida, Poales, Poaceae. The record is from RefSeq and is a predicted model, not a curated record. Gene Ontology annotation, molecular function: transcription cis-regulatory region binding; DNA-binding transcription factor activity; protein dimerization activity. Bases 267 to 1688 code for a protein of 473 amino acids. The transcript has a single exon. Gene Ontology annotation, biological process: regulation of DNA-templated transcription. Gene Ontology annotation, cellular component: nucleus.